GUUCGCGAAACGUCAAACGUCUGUGUCAUUCACAGGCACAGACAGUUUCAGUCAGUCACUGCCAACCAGCAGCGCAGAAAAGAAGGGCCAUCACAAAAGCGCAAAAUAGCAGCAGCAGCCAGCGAGCCAAUUUUAAAGGCAAAAGUGCGAACCCGUGUCCCGUCAUCAGCAGCCGUCGUCGUCGUGUGUGUGUGUCCGUGUGUCUCUUGGUCCGUCGCGGUCGGUUCGGUCAGUGAAUCAAGCAAGCAAAAAGAAGAGGAAGCAGCGAAAAAUGUCUUGAAAAAAAGACAUCGAAGGAAAAAAAAGUCGCUCUUUCGCUGCCUUGCGCCAAUUAGGAAAUGUGUAAUGUUUUUUAAAAUUGCUGUUCAAGAAUGCCGAUACAGGCGCCCCAAUGGACCGAGUUUCUCAGCUGUCCGGUCUGCUGCAACGAGUUUGCGGCGAACCUGCGCCCGCCCAUCAGCCUAGGAUGCGGCCACACGAUCUGCCGCACCUGCCUGGCCACCCUGCACCGGAAGCAGUGUCCCUUCGAUCAGACGAUUAUAACGACAGAUCUAGAUAAUCUACCGGUGAACAAUGCGCUGCUCCAGCUGGUCAGCACCAGCAACACCGCGGUCAGCAGCCCCGGGAACAAUGGCAAUGGCGGCAGCAGCAGUAGCGCCAGCUCAUCGCUGGGAUCGUCCGCCGAUCCGGACCUGUGCUCGCCGAGCGUGCAGAACCUGUGUCCGGACGAUCUGCAGUGCUACAAGAUUGCCCGGGGCUGUAUCGAGGAGCUGGCGCUGUACCUGAAGCCGUACCCGAACGGGAACGCCGGUGGACUUCUGUCGCGUCCGAUGCAGCGCAAACUGGUCACCCUGGUCAACUGUCAGUUGAUUGAGGAUGAAGGACGUGCGCGAUCGUUACGUGCCGCUCGCUCGCUAGGCGAACGAACGGUCACCGAGCUGAUCCUGCAGCAUCAGAACCCGCAACAGCUGAGUACGAACCUGUGGGCGGCCGUGAGGGCACGGGGCUGUCAGUUUCUGGGGCCGGCCAUGCAGGAGGAAGUGCUGAAGCUGGUGUUGCUAGCGCUGGAGGAUGGAUCGGCGUUGUCGCGGAAGGUGCUGGUGAUGUUCGUGGUGCAACGGCUUGAGCCGCACUUUCCGCAGGCUUCCAAGACUAGCAUUGGGCACGUGGUACAGCUGCUGUACCGGGCCAGCUGUUUUAAGGUGUCCAAGCGGGAGGGUGAUUCGUCGUUGAUGCAGUUGAAGGAAGAGUUCCGUACUUACGAGGCGUUGCGACGGGAGCACGAUGCACAAAUAGUACAAAUUGCGACUGAAGCGGGCCUCCGGAUAGCGCCGGACCAGUGGUCCUCGUUGCUGUACGGCGACACGGCCCACAAGUCGCACAUGCAAAGCAUCAUCGACAAGCUGCAAACGCCGCAGUCCUUUGUGCAAUCCGUGCAAGAGUUGAUCAUCGCCCUGCAGCGAACCGGCGACCCGGCUAACCUGUCCGGGCUGCGGAUGCACUUGAAGCAUCUCGCCGGGAUCGAUUCGAACGCCGAAAAUCAUGUGCCAACGUGGCGCGAGUGCUCCACAGCGCUGGAAGCGGUCAAGCGGGUCGUUAUAGGCCUGGUUGACUUUGUACAGCACCACGGCAACCGGAAGAUGCAGGAACCGGGCCACCUAGCUCACAAUAGCAAGUAUAAAAUUAGCCUUUGCCGCGAUCUGAAUCUCCGGGGGACGUGUCCGCGUGGUCCGAACUGUACCUUUGCCCACUCGGAAGAGGAGCUGGAAAAGUACCGCACGAAGCUACGGACCAAGAACAUCCGUACGCCAAACGGAAAAGACCACGUCGGCGUCGGCGAGUACAUGGGAGAUCUCGGAAUGCCAUCCGGGUCGCAGCACGGCGGAUACCAUUCGUCCGGCGAGGAAGCUUCGCCAUUGCGUUAUCCAAAGUCAACGCCUCCAAUGCGAUACCUAGACAAAUCACCAAUGAGCAGUCACAGCCAUGCCAGCCAUGGCAGCAGUAGCAAUAGUAACAGUAGUCACAAUAGUCACCUAGCACCGAUCCCGGCCCCACCUCCGCCGCAUAUCCAGCCUCAUCAUCCUUCCUCCUAUCCGAACGUGCCACCCCAGCCAUCGCCACUUCAGCAGCAGCACGGUGCCAACGGAGGACGAAGUUUCAACUUCAACCCCAGCAUGCCGUACGGCGCACGACCUCCGCCCCCACCGAUGCAACCUCCGCCUUCCGUACGGGGAAACUUCAUCCGACCGCCGAACGGAAACUACAACAUGGGCCAUCAUCCACCGCUGCCACCCAUGCCGCACAACGGACCGAUGCAAAACCAUCAUACAUAUCCCGGCAGCGGUGGCCAACCAGUUCCUCCUCCCCAACUCGAACAGAUGCAUCCGCCGCCCCCUCCACCACCCAUGCUGAACGCUCCACCACCGCCGUACCUAGGCCAGGGCUAUCCGAACGAAUACCCAAACACCGCCGACAACAACAACAAGAUGGACCAACGGCGCCAGUUCAACCCGUGGGACACCCAACAACCUCCACCCCAACAGUCCGGCCAUCCCGCUCCACCGCCAGUUAACAUGAUGGGCCACCAAACACCCAAAUCCUACCACCCGCAGCCACCUCCGCCGUCCAUGAUGGGCAAAGUUGGCCACAUGCCUCCGCCGCCGCCGCAGCACCAUCCACUGCCUCAGCAACAACAACAACCGCCACCUCCGUCGUUGGUACCACCUCCCCCGCAGCAACACCAACAACAAUCCCAUCCCAACGCGGGUAAAUUCUACCCCACGGCAGGAAACGGUCCGCUACAUCACCACGUCGCCGCAGCCGCCGCCGCCAAACAACGUGACUACCGCGAAAAGCACCACAACGGAGGUCGACACAUGCCACCGCACGGUGGCCACUCCCAGCAGCAGCACCAACCGCCCCCCGUCGCUGCCUACGGCAACGGAAACCGCAGCAGUAUGCACACGCCCUUGCCGCAGAAUCCGACGCAGACGACGCCGUCAAGCCAAACCAGCAACGGCGGAACCAUGAUGAACGGCUACCACGGCGGAAGCGCGUUCCCGUUCAAUCGUAGCGAGGCCCAGGAACUGUUCAAAAUUCUCGGCUCGAGCAACGCGGCCGAGCUGGCCCAAUUCGCCACGAUGGCCGGUGCCGUGCAGGACAAAUUCGUUCGCUCGGACUCGCUGCUAGCGGACGACGAUCUGGUCAUCCCGGAGAACGACUACUCCAGCGCUGGCGGCAGUGUCACGGGCGCCAAGUUCGGUCCCAUUUCCCGUAUGACCAACAACCUGCUGGGCAGCGGCGCCGGCAAGCAACGCGGAGAGUUCCCCUUCGCCAGCAGUCUGCUCGAUGCGGACUGGCUGCAAAACCUGCAGCACCAUCUGUACAACGAUUCCCUCGGGGAGCAGUCUUCGUCCAACUGUUCGUCCACCUCGUCGUCAUUUUACCAAAACUCGCACCCGAACCAGCAGCAGCAGCAACUUCCGGUGAGCGCGGCUCACACCAACAGCAAACAGCACGAACCCAACAACAACACCCUCGAUCUGGACCUGUUCCAGGUCGAUCGCAAACUGGCCGACUACGGAACCGGCGCCGACAAUCAAUCGAACGUUACAUCACAACUGUUACAUCAUCACCAGCAGCAUCAGCAACAACAAUCCCAACACCAUCCCCAGCACACGAUGGCGGCGGCCGCGGCAGCUCUGCUGUCAUCACAUCACCACCAUCAACAGCAGCAGCAACAGCAGUUUGCCCAGCAACAUGCGGCGGCACUGCAGCAGCAGCAGCAGCACGUGAUGCAAAAGUUGCAGAGUGUGCUCGCGGAUCCGGUUCAGCGGUUCAGCGAUCUGAUGGUAAACGGCGGCGGUGGCGGAGUGCAAAGCGAGCUGAAGAUUCACAGCCUGAAGGAUCUGAAGGCUCAGCAGACGAUGUCAUCGUCCGGGUUGUCGCCGGUCGUCGUCGUUCCUACGUCGUCAUCCAUCGGCGGUGGCGUCUCUUCGGGUUCGCCGUCCGCGGCGUCUUCCGGUGCGGUACCGCCGCCGGCGGUAACCUCCACACCCCUGUGGAACAAUCUGUUCGAUCUGUCGGGCAUGAAGCAGCGCGAUCGGCAGCACGAGGGGGGCGACCUGGUCGGUGGCGCCACCUCCUCCUCGGACAGUGGCAAUUUGAGCGGGAGCACGGCGGGGCUCAACAGCAGCACGACCAGCAGCAGCAUGAGCAACAGUCACAACUGUAACAACAACGAGGACUCGUACGAGGCUGGCAUCGCGGACGACAUGCGCGAGUUGGCACUGCGGCUCGAGUCCGAGCUUAACAUUAAUUAGGAGGAGGACGGUGGCCAACCAACCAAACACACACACACUCAUAGGAUUAACACGUACACACACAUGCAUACACUUUGACUGAUUGUGAUCAACAUCUCCUAUAGAAGAAGAAGAGGAAGACGAUAAAAACGCGAGGGAAAACCGAAGAGAAAAAAUGGGAGAGAAAAGAGUUAUAUUCAUAUUUCAUUAAAUGAAAUCCAAGAUCGCGAGAUACCAAUUUUAAAAAUUAUUAACGCAAAGUGCGCGAAAACAAAAGCGAUUAACGCGGCGUCGCGACGUCACCUCUCGGCGUCGCCUGUGUAGACACACUAUAUUAUUCAAUGUUUGUUUUAGAAACUUUUCUUUUCUGUUUUGCAGAAAACGUGUGUUUUUAGAAUAUAUAAUAUAUAUUUUUUCGGAUCGAAACAAAACUGCUAUUUAGGGGGAGAGAGAUGAAGGAGAGGGAGAAGAAGUGAAAGUUACUCAGCAAGAUAGGAGAAGGAGGAGAGAGAAGAAGCAGCAGGCAGAGAAGGUUAGGAAGGACGUAGGAAAGAACCCGUUUUCUAGGAACUUCAAGUAAAAGAAUUAGCUAAUAUAUACAAAAUGGAAAGUAACACACAUUAUACAUAUAUACAAGAGAGAGAAAAAAAAACUCGUUUUUUUUUUCCUAGAAUCGUGCGCUGACAGUAAAGAGAAACAGAACAAUAGAGAGAGGGAGCGUAGCAACGCAACUGUCAAACAAACACACUUUAAAGCAAGCAAGCAAAAACAAAAAGUCUAGUAAAUCAAACAAAAGCUUAGAAGAGGAGCCAAGCAACCGAUAUAGAAAGCGUGAUAUAGACCAGGAAAAAUGGUGAUUCAUUAUUAUUAUUAUUGAUGGUUAUAUUGCAAAUUGAAAAUUAUAAUUAAUCUAUUUAUUAAAUGUUUAUAUUGCUAAAUAUUAUCACUUACUCGCUAUUCGUUAUUUGUAACUAGUAUUUCUAUUGGACAAACAGAAGAAAAAAAUUAAGCAAAACAAGAAAUAUCGCUGGAAGCUUUACACACACAAGGACACAAAAAAAAGUCACUAAAAAGUGGUUUAGGAGAGAUGAAAACGGGAGCGCGUUUUAAUUAUUCGUAUAUGUUUUAGCUUGUUUUUUCGUUACUGCAAAAUACACACACACAGCAAGAAAAAAUGUAUAAUUAUGAAUUAUAUAUUUUUCACUUAUAAUCAAACGUUUACAUAGUAGCCAAUUAUUAACUCUUUUUAUUGUACACACGUUCAUCGAUUGAUUUAUAAAAUGCAAAAAAAAACAUAUUUAGUGUAGCCUUGAUUCUUUUAUACACAAACAAAUCAAACCCCUUUUACUUGUAGGCUUUUUAUACAUAUGUAUUCUAAACUAAUUAUUUUACAUUAAUUCCGCUCCGGGUUAUGUAAAAGCAAGAGUAAAACUAUGUUUUUUUCUUUAAAGUGUAUGGAAUAACCGCAUAGUUUAAGAGAGUUUCGUUUUGUUCGCCUUUCGACUUUUUCAAGUUACUUACAACAAAGUGAAAGAAGAAAAUAAUUGAAAAUAGUCGUGCUCAGAUCAGAUUGUUUUUGUUUCGUUUUAUAUUUACACACAACACAGACACACUCACACAUAAUGAAAAAAAAAGUUGAUUUUUAUUAAAUCAAACAAUAGUUUUGCAACACGCUGCUUGAUUAUUAUUUUUUUGGGUUUGUUCCAACAGGAGAGUUGAAAAACGAUUAAAACGUCCAGCGAAAAUAAACAGUGUGGCAGCACAAGUUCGCCACAAAACCAAUAGUUACUGUUACGUUUUAGAGAAAAAGGAAAGAGCGAGCGAAGGCAUAGACAAAGGAAAAAACAGAAUAAUAAUUGGCAAUUGAAGGUUAACAUGAGUAGUAGGGCAAACAAAUGAAAAGUUUCUCGUUUUAGAAGAGAUUGCGCUUACGAUGCUAGAGGAAGGAAACGGUUAGGAAAUUUGCUAGCAAAUUUGCUUCUUUUUAAUUUUUUAAACUAAGAUCGGUGUGUGACGGAGAGACAAAAACGUACUAGAAAACACAGACACAGAAAAACACAACACAAAAAUUCAAACAAGAUCGCGUCACUCGAAGACUCAAAAUUAUUUACUCUAGAGCAA
This is a messenger RNA of Culex quinquefasciatus (southern house mosquito), 6422 nucleotides long. RefSeq names its product roquin-1 (gene roq). The record is from RefSeq and is a predicted model, not a curated record. The transcript is spliced from 4 exons. Gene Ontology annotation, molecular function: metal ion binding. The coding region runs from base 372 to 4322 and encodes 1316 amino acids. NCBI's taxonomy places the organism in Eukaryota, Metazoa, Arthropoda, Insecta, Diptera, Culicidae.